This is a messenger RNA of Sitodiplosis mosellana (orange wheat blossom midge), 1413 nucleotides long. RefSeq lists its product as uncharacterized. Lineage: Eukaryota; Metazoa; Arthropoda; Insecta; Diptera; Cecidomyiidae. Bases 759 to 1310 code for a protein of 183 amino acids. The record is from RefSeq and is a predicted model, not a curated record. The transcript is spliced from 3 exons.
UUUCUAGUAUCAAUUAAUGUGGCGAAGAUGAGCAAUGAACGAGCGUGUGCGCUUCAGCGCUCUUCAUUGCGCACCCGCUCGUUGCUGUUGCUGUUGUUUUUUUUUUUGCCUUCAUUCAUUUGUUUACCAAACCAAAUACCCAUAUUUCGAGUGUUUUAUAUGAAAAAUAGCAGAACUACGCGCGCACGCGCAACAGUUAAACCGAGCCAAUAAUAAUAAGUAUGUUGUGUUGUACACCCGAAAGAGAGAGAACUGAAUGCAAAAUAAAUAAGUCAAGAGAUGGAAAUAAAUUACAGAAGAAAAAAAAAAUCAAUUUACUACAUCUUACGCAGUACUUCAUACGGUACAAUUGUGGGGAGCUUGAACACAUUUUUCGUAUAUAAAACGAUCACAUCGUUAGCGCAAUUCAACAUAAUUUUACUUCAAUUCAAUCAACAUACAUUUACUCUUGACGCUGGUAGUGCAGGUAGCUUUGCAGUGCGUUUCUGUUUUUCCGUUUGCUUUCGUUCGUUAGUUUUCUUACUGUUUUCGCGAGUCAAUCUAUUGUUUUAGGUGCGCGUACACACACACACACACAGCCACAUUCUAUUAUGAUCAAAUCGUAAUCGAGUGAUCAGUUUAUCACACAAAACAAAAAGAAAACAAACAAACAAAUUAAAAACGACAAAUGCAAUUGAAAUAAACAUACAACUAUCAAAAGUGUUAGAAUCAUAAUUUAAGACCAGUUUCAGUUCGAUAUCAGCCUGGUAAUCAUAACAAUGGAUCCAAAACUUCAAAUCACAAUGAACCACUGUGCUAUUGUUUUAUUUGUGGUGUGCAACGUCUUAUUUGUUGACGUUCAUGCUGAUGUUUCGAGUAUAGAUGGUAUAAAAACAUUUCCGUCGACGACAUCGUCCACGUCACCCGAGAACUCAAAUAGCUUUAGCAUACUGACAAAAGAAUUCCUCAAUAAGCCCGAUGGUAGUGAAGUGGGUAAACGGAAUUCGCAAAAGCCAAGCGGCCGAAAUCCAGCACGUGACAAUGCCAUCAGUGCAACCGACAACAAUUUACCCGAAUCCGAUGAAUCCGAUGAACGUCAAGCAUACUAUUAUCCUAAGCCCAAGACCCCAUUCGAACUAGGCACCCCACAAAUUCCGGAAAGCACAAAUAUUCACACAAACACCGUGCCACCGAAGAACGAUGACAUCGAGGACUUUGAUGGUUACCAAUAUCCCAAGCCAUCCAGGGCUUUUCCUUUCCCGCCGACCACAACUUCGAAUCCAGACGCGGAAAGCUUACCAACUGACUCGGCCCGACUUAGAAAACUUUAAGCAAUGAAUAGAAGAGAAAAAACUGGACGCCACGCUGCGUGUGUUAGUGUUUGUGUGAUUAUUUGUAAUAAAUCUCGUUGUAAUUAUGUUGAUUUUCACUAAG